AUGCAGUUUACAAAUGCUUUGGGUAAUGCUCAGAUCUCGACAGUCAUCAACGAAGCUUUGGCGUUACUUAACACAAUCAAGACGACUGCCAUAGCCACAAGCUCUGCUACUGCAAGACAUAAACGUCAACAGCAAGCUCAAGUAGCAAAGAACUACCAAAAAGAACUAUCAAUCAUCACCCAACAAACCCAGAAGAUAUUAGCGGAAGAAUUACGCCAGCUCAAUUUGCCCAACAAUUGGUGGAAAGAUUUGGCUUUAACCUCGCUAUCAAAGUCGUCAAUUCCUUUACAGAAACUAGAUGUAUCAUGUUUGUCCGCCUUAUCUGCGUCCAGUCGGACAGCCUCUCCUUAUUCACAAAAAGCAGCAACGCUUGGCUAUUCGUAUAUUCAGCCUAUCUUUAAUUCGUAUUCACACCAACGAUUACCCAAAUGUAAGCAUGACAUCAUGUUCAAGCUAUACCUUGUAAAAAAUAAUUGA
Trichoplax adhaerens is the source of this 477-nucleotide messenger RNA. RefSeq lists its product as uncharacterized. NCBI's taxonomy places the organism in Eukaryota, Metazoa, Placozoa, Uniplacotomia, Trichoplacea, Trichoplacidae. Bases 1 to 477 code for a protein of 158 amino acids. The record is from RefSeq and is a predicted model, not a curated record. The transcript is spliced from 4 exons.